AUUUGCUGCUUGGGAAUAAAAUUUAUAAAUGAAUUCACCUGAUAAAUCACCAUUGUUCAAGUUUAUCAUCAUUGGAGAUGCAGGUAAUCAUAAACAAUCUAAUAUUUUAAGGAGUUGGCAAAUCGUGCUUAUUGAUGAGAUACAUGAAGGAUGACUUUACGACUGAGUACAAUGUGACCAUUGGAGUAGAAUUCUUAUCUAAAAUUGUUAAAGUUGACCAAAAUACUUAAGUGAAACUGUAAAUCUGGGACACUGCUGGUCAAGAGUCUUUUAGGUCUGUUGUCAGAUCCUUUUAUAGAAAAGUUGCCGCAGUUUUCCUAGUCUACAGCAUUGCCAAGUAUCGUAUUCAAAUUGAAAUCCCCUAGUAAACAAUCUCUCGAAAGACUCGACUCAUGGUUAAAGGAGGCUAAGGAUCACUCGUCCCCAUCCAUUAUUACAGUUUUAGUGGGUGCCCAGAAUGAUAGAGAAUCAGAGUAUUUCAUUAUUAUUAGCCAUAGACGAGAAGUAUCCUAUGAGGAAGGUAAAUAUUGGAUGGAAACAAAUGGACUGAAUCUCUUCUUUGAAACUUCUUCAAAAACUAGAGAAAAUGUAGAAGAGGUAAGCACUGCUUAAAUAAUCAGGCAUUCACCGAAACAGCAAAAUUAGUAUUCUUGAACCACAUUAAUGGAGGUGCCGAUAAUGAAGCCAAGUUGCCUGCUCUGAAUUAAACCGAUCUAACUGUUAAGAAGCUUCAUCAACCCUUAGAAAAACCUGAUAAAAAAAAUGAUGAAAACAAAAGUUGCUGUUGAU
Messenger RNA from Paramecium octaurelia, 789 nucleotides. NCBI's taxonomy places the organism in Eukaryota, Ciliophora, Oligohymenophorea, Peniculida, Parameciidae. The record is from the annotation of a GenBank genome assembly.